Trichomonas vaginalis G3 is the source of this 2532-nucleotide messenger RNA. Its product is annotated as gamete generation protein family. The record is from RefSeq and is a predicted model, not a curated record. Gene Ontology annotation, cellular component: cytosol; nucleus. The transcript has a single exon. Gene Ontology annotation, biological process: mRNA catabolic process. Bases 1 to 2532 code for a protein of 843 amino acids. NCBI's taxonomy places the organism in Eukaryota, Parabasalia, Trichomonadida, Trichomonadidae. Gene Ontology annotation, molecular function: nuclease activity; RNA binding.
AUGGAGAAAGGAAUUGUCGUUGGAAUCCAUGCUGGGUCAAGCCUUUAUAUAGAAUUUAUUGAGAAAGAAGGCAAACCUAUCAAUUACAUUCAGUUAUUUGGCUGCCAUUCUCCUUUAUUAGGAACAACAGAUGGGAAACGAGAGGAUGAGUACGAAGCGUGGACAUCAUUCAAUUAUUUACGAACACUCGCUAUUGGUCGAAGAUGCAUUGUUCGUGAUAUUAAAGAAACUAAAAACACACGAAAUAAUUUCACGUUUGGCACUGUUCCUUUUUCAAUUGGAAGAGUCGAAUUAAUUGAUUACAACAACAUGGAUGUCAGAAUCGCUAUGAUAUCUGCUGGUUUUGCCAAAGUCAAAUCCGAAAUAAUGAACGACUACACUCGAGAGCUUUUCCGCUACCAAGAUUCAGCUAAAGAAAACAAUAGAGGAGUAUGGGGUGAUACAUAUUUUUUACGUCAAUUACCAGUAAAAUUCAAUCCACGAAAUUUAAUCGGUAAAACAUAUGAAGGCUACAUCGAUGGGUUUUCAAAUGGAUCCUCAUAUCAUGUCUUCUUACUUCCUAACUUCGAAUCAAUACAUCUUUCUCUUGCAGGAGUUAUUUGUCCAUUAAUUACAAAAGACAAAGUAUUUCCAUAUGCUAAUGAAGCAUUAUACCUUUGCAAGAUGAACCUAUUCCAACGUACAUUAAAAAUCAAGAUUGUUUCAUAUGUUGACACUCAAAAUUAUUUUCUUGGAAUUAUUUCACAUAAGAAUUGUCCAGAUUUUGGAAAAAUACUUCUAGAAGAGGGUCUUGCAUCAAUCCACGAACCAUCAUUGUCAUAUGUCCCUGAUCCAGAGAAUUAUAAGAUGAUUGAAGAAAAAGCGCGAAAAGAAGAGAAGAACCAAUGGAAGAAAUUCGUUGUUCCUCCAGAAGAUACUAUUUCCUUCGAUGGAACUGUCAUGAAUAUUCGUGGAAGCUCAAUUUUUGAAAUAAUUUUAGAUGACGAUACAAUCAAAAGGGUUUCAUUGUCAGGCGUUAGAACACCAGCAUAUAAUCCAUACGAUAAUACUUCCAGCGAGCCAUACGGCUUCGAAAGUCACGAAUAUCUCCGAAAUCUUUUAAUUGGAAAGCGCGUUAAGUGUAUUGUUGAUUCUUCUGUUACAUCUGGUGAAACUCCUAUUUACUACGUUUCAAUGUACCUUGAAAACACUCUUUGCGUGAAUUCAAGGAUUAUUCAGAAUGGCUAUGGCAAGAAAAACAUCCUGCGUUCACAGAAGAUCCCAUCCUGCAUAGACUCUAUUACAGAAGCGGACAAAUUCGCAAGGAACGAGAAAAAGGGAAUUUUUUCGGAUGAUGUUGUAACUCCUAAGAGAUUUGUUAUUCUUUCUCGAGAACCAUCAAGAGAAAAAUCAAUGCCAUACUACGAUUCCCUUUAUGGCCGGGAAACGUCCGGAAUAAUUGAAUAUUUUGUUUCAUGUACGAGACUUAUCGUCAGAAUCCCAGAAUACGACAUUAUUCUUCGCAUGAAUCUAUAUGGACUUAAAGUUUCUGAUUCCGAAGAUCGAAUUGGCUUUGAUGCGCUAAAUUAUUGCAAUCGCCACUUCAAACUGAGGAACUGCGAAGUAUUUAUCGUAAAACUUGACAAGGUUGGUUCAUUUUGUGGCUCAGUUACCGUAAAAGAUGGAAAUCACGAAUAUUUACUUGAAGCCGAAAUUCUGAAACGCGGAUUUGCAUCAUUACACGUCGAAGCACAACGCCAUCCUCAACGCCAGGUCCUUGUUGCAGCCCAACAGUCAGCGCAACGUUCAGAAGUCGGAAUGUGGUCAGAUUCAUCACGAACGGUCUUCAGACUCAAAAAGGACACAAUAUACGAGUGCAAAGUCGUCAGUGUCUGGGACGCAAUCACUGUUGUCAUCGCAAUAAUGAGUGAUGAUUUCGAAAAGAUCAGGGAAACAAUUGUCAACUGCCGGACCCGACCAAAAAAUCCAAUGAGAGGUGAUGUUGUCGGCGCCAUCUUCAGCGAUAAGAUUUACAGAGCAAAAAUUUCUGAUCUAAACGAUAUCGAAGCAAAAGUUGAUUUUAUCGACCUUUGUGUUGAUGAUACUAUAUCAGUAAAUAACCUACGUGAAUUACCACCAGAAAUAGCAGCAAUCCCUCCGCAAGGAUUGUCUGUGAGAUUGGCUUUCACUCGGCCAUUCGAAAAUGAGGAUGAAGACUUCAAGAAAGAGGCAGAAGAAUUUCUUUGGACAGCUGUAGAUGGUCAGAAGCUCUAUUGCCACUUGGUUGUUGACGAUAUUAAUGAACCUGACCCAGAUGUUCUUCUGACACAACAUCCAGAGAUCAGAAGUACAUCUGUUAACGCUGUUAUGCUCAGAACAGGACUUUGUCACUACGAAACAUGCGAUUUCUUAGAAGAUGACGAAAUUUUGGACGAAAUUUCAGAAGAACUUGACAGAAUUGAACUUACAGCAAAGAAAGAGGGUGUCGGAGCAUGGACAACAAAAACAGCAGCAUCAUAUAUCCCUGAUGAACCUGAUGCAGAUUAUCUUUGA